This is a messenger RNA of Colletotrichum higginsianum IMI 349063, 915 nucleotides long. Its product is annotated as Flavoprotein oxygenase. The record is from RefSeq and is a predicted model, not a curated record. The transcript has a single exon. Bases 1 to 915 code for a protein of 304 amino acids. Gene Ontology annotation, molecular function: FMN binding. NCBI's taxonomy places the organism in Eukaryota, Fungi, Ascomycota, Sordariomycetes, Glomerellales, Glomerellaceae.
AUGGCUGCCAGUAACUCUUCAAACUCGAAAGGAGCAAUUGUCGAGAGAGUAGACAACUUUGAUGAAAUCCAGUCUAAACGGCCCAAGUUCGAUCACUCGGGCACGCCAAUCGAAGUCACCCAGUCCCCAGACCCGCGCUGGACUUACGGACAAGGCGUCCGGACCAGGGGCGGCGACUCGGCGGUCCCUUCACACAGGGAGAUCGACCCCUGCGCGCCAGACCGUCCGAUGAUCAGCAACUACCGGCUGCUGGUCUCCGGCAUCGCACCCCGGCCCGUGGGCUUCCUGAGCACCGUGUCCAGCGACGGGAGGAAGAACCUGGCGCCCUUCAGCUACUUCCAGGUCGUGGACCACGACCCGCCUACGUUCGUCGUCGGCUUCUCGUCGCGCGCGGGGGCGGCGGCCGCCGGCCCGGGGAAGGACUCGUACCGCAACCUCAGGGACACGGGCGAGUGCGUCAUCAACACCGUGUCCGAGGACAUGAUCGAGGCCGUCAACGCCACCUCCAUCGACGCGCCGCCCGGCGUGUCCGAGUGGGACAUCUCUGGCCUCCGCGAGGCGCCCGCCGCCACGGUGAGGCCGUCGAGGGUCCGCGAGUCCGUCUUCUCGAUCGAGGCCAAGGUCGUCGACGUCAAGGAGCUCGGCGGCCAUGCGGAGGGCGGGAAGAGCGCCGCCGCCCCCGCCGCCGGUAUGGUCCUGCUCAGGGCCACGAGGUUCUGGGUCAGGGAGGAUGCUGCGGACGCCGACUUCAGCCACAUUGAGCUGGAUAAGCUGCGCCCUGUUGGUCAGCUUGGCGGCAGGUCCUAUGGCCGGAUCACGUCGACGUUUGAGGUACCUCGUAGACGAUGGCAAGACGAGGAGCCACGGAGCGAGUUGCUGCAGGGCUUGAGCAGGGCUCGGCAAGAUCAAGAGUAG